This is a messenger RNA of Mesocestoides corti, 867 nucleotides long. The record is from the annotation of a GenBank genome assembly. Lineage: Eukaryota; Metazoa; Platyhelminthes; Cestoda; Cyclophyllidea; Mesocestoididae.
GGUCUAUCGGGAUUUGAUCUAACCAGCGUUUUCCUCCACUUCUUUAAUUCCUCAGAAUUUUCAUCGUUGGCAGAUCUAAAUGACAAACUGCAGCAAUUUGAGAAUGCAACGGGGGCUCUUUAUGUGAAAUUAAAUUCAAAGCGCUUUCCCGAAGGCCACCCACAGAGAGACUCGAUGGUCUAUAGCAACAUAAAGUAUGUUUGCUAUCACUAUGGUAGUCGCGUGAGCUCCGCAACAAAGCGGAAAAACCAAAGCCUUCUCGACGACAGAACUUCCAAACUAGGGUGUAGCUCGCAUAUUUGUAUCAGUUAUUCGAAUAGUCGUCUGCGCAUCGUCAACUAUGAUAUGCAUCAUAAUCACCCUGUUACAUUUGAGUCAUCUCGACUCUAUCCUCGCAAUCGUCGCUUGGAUAAACAUGAACAGGAUGCAGUAAAUGAGUUGCUUCGCCUACCUUACGACAACAGUUCUGUUCUGGAUAUAAUCAAAAAACAAUUUGGGAAGGUUUGCACGAAAACUGACUUGAAGAAUAUGCGUAGUCGGUUGAAAAGAAUGGCGGAUGUUAACCAAGUAACUUUUACGAACGACGAGAAACCUUUGAUCGAUCGGGCGGAGCAACUAAAUGCUACUCUUCAAGAGAUUAGAGCUGUGGCAGAAGCCUCCAACGAUGAGCUGUUCAUGCAAAAUAUUUCAACACUUAAGUACAUUAUUGCUAUUUGGAAGAGGGGAAAGGCUGCUACAGUUUCAGAAGAGGGAGAAUGUCUUGCUCGAAAUUCUUAUCAAGCCAUCUUCCCUGACGAUGGGACCUCCGAAAUUCUUACUGAAUACGACUCUCCUCACCCUUAUUUGACACCCGCUGAUACACAGUAA